Molecule: messenger RNA, 1473 nt
Organism: Quercus lobata
Lineage: Eukaryota; Viridiplantae; Streptophyta; Magnoliopsida; Fagales; Fagaceae
Product: 7-deoxyloganetin glucosyltransferase-like
Exons: 3
Coding region: 1-1473 (490 amino acids)
Molecular function (GO): quercetin 7-O-glucosyltransferase activity; quercetin 3-O-glucosyltransferase activity
Source: RefSeq, a predicted model, not a curated record
AUGGGUUCCAUUCCAGAAGCUAGUAAACCUCAUGUUGUUUGUAUCCCAUACCCACUUCAAGGCCACAUAAACCCAAUGCUUAAGUUAGCCAAACUCCUCCACCAUAAAGGCUUUUAUGUGACUUUUGUAAACACAGAGUACAACCACAAACGCUUACUCAGGUCCAGAGGCCCCAACUCCCUUGACGGCUUGCCAGACUUUCACUUCGAAACCAUUCCCGAUGGCCUCCCACCAUCGGACGCAGAUGUUAGCCAAGAUAUCCCAUCUCUUUCUGUUUCCAUCUCAAAGAAUGGCCUACUCCCACUUUGCAACCUCAUUUCCAAGCUCAACAACACUUCGUCUUGGGAAAGGCCACCUGUGACCUCAAUUAUCUCCGAUGGUUGCAUGUCCUUCACUCUUGACGCUGCUGAGAAAUUUGGAAUUCCAAAUGUGCUUUUCUGGACACCUAGCUCGUGCGGCUUCUUGGGUUAUAUGCAUUAUCGCCAUCUAGUUGAACGAGGUUUAACACCCCUUAAAGAUGUGAGCCAUCUAACAAAUGGAUACUUGGAAACCAAAAUAGAUUGGAUUCCUGGGAUGAAAAAUAUUUGCCUUAAAGAUCUUCCAAGUUUCAUUAGAACUACAGAUCAGGACGAUGUUAGUCUUAACUACCUUAUAUGCCAAACAGAGAGAGCUUCAAGAGCUUCAGGUAUCAUUUUAAACACAUUCGACACCUUUGAACAAGAUGCGUUGGAUGCUCUAUCCUCCAUGCUUCCUCGUAUAUAUACUAUUGGACCACUUGUGUUGCUUGCUAAUCAGAUUAAGGAUGAAAAUUUGAAAUCAAUAGAUUCCAAUCUAUGGAAAGAACAACCGGGUUGUGUGGAAUGGUUAAAUUCAAAAAAACCCAACUCUGUAGUGUAUGUUAAUUUUGGUAGCAUAACUAUUAUGACGCCUCAACAGCUCAUUGAGUUUGCUUGGGGGUUAGCAAAUAGUGAAAAGUCAUUCUUGUGGAUUAUAAGACCAGAUCUUGUGGUAGGUGAUUCAGCUACUCUUCCUCCUGAAUUUGUAACCAAAACGAAGGAUAGAGCCAUGUUAGCAACUUGGUGUGCUCAAGAACAAAUCCUGAAGCACCCAUCAAUUGGAGGUUUUAUAACACAUAGUGGGUGGAAUUCUACACUUGAAAGUGUGUGUGGUGAAGUGCCAAUAAUCUCUUGGCCUUUCUUUGCUGAGCAACACACAAAUUGUCGGUACAGUUGUACUGAGUGGGGCAUUGGAAUGGAGAUUGAUAAUAACGUUCAAAGAGAUGUAGUAGAAAAACUUGUGAGAGAGUUAAUGGAUGGUGAAAGGGGUAAAGAAAUGAAGAAGAAUGUAAUAGAGUUGAAGACCAAGGCUGAGGAGGCUACAAAACCUGGCGGUUCUUCGUACAAAAAUAUGGAGAAAUUGAUUGCUGAAGUUCUCCAAUCACCCAUUAACAUAGGUUUGGCCCAAUCAACUUAG